Molecule: messenger RNA, 7446 nt
Organism: Vespa velutina
Lineage: Eukaryota; Metazoa; Arthropoda; Insecta; Hymenoptera; Vespidae
Product: fatty acid synthase-like
Exons: 19
Coding region: 63-7220 (2385 amino acids)
Biological process (GO): fatty acid biosynthetic process
Molecular function (GO): oxidoreductase activity; phosphopantetheine binding; 3-oxoacyl-[acyl-carrier-protein] synthase activity
Source: RefSeq, a predicted model, not a curated record
ACGAUUUCAGUUCGUGUUCAAAUUUCUAUUUCAGACAAACGAACGUAAAAUAUCAUAACGUCAUGAAUGAAUUUAAGGAGCCAGAGGAAUCGUACAAAUUUUUCAAAUAUGCUGAUCCAGAACCAGGCGAAGAAGUUGUUAUUUCUGGAAUCGCUGGUAGAUUUCCAAAAUCCAACAAUUUGUAUGAAUUGAAAAAUAAUAUUUUUAAUCGCGAAGAUUGUAUCACAGAUAACGGAAUAAAUACAGAGAAUUCAGAAAUUCCACGACGAACGGGGAAAAUUAACAAUAUUGAGAAAUUCGAUGCAUUAUUUUUUGACGUCGAUUUUAAAGGAGCACAUACUAUGGAUCCUAUGGGAAGAAUAUUGUUCGAACAUACUUAUGAAGCUAUUGUAGAUGCUGGAAUUCAUCCAAAAGAUCUUCGUGGAACGAGGACAGGUGUAUUCUUGGGUUCAUGCUUCUCCGAUGCCGAGAAAACUUGGUUUUACGACAAACUCCAGAUAAAUGGCUUUGGUAUCAUAAGCUGUAGCAAAGCUUUUAUGGCCAACAGAAUUUCGCAUUGGUUGGGUGUCACUGGACCAACAUAUAACAUUGAUACCGCGUGCAGCUCAAGUCUAUUUGCGAUGGAACACGCGUAUAGAGCUAUACAUAACGGACAAUGCGAUUACGCAAUCGUCGCUGGAUCAAAUCUUUGCCUUCAUCCAUACGUAACUUUGCAAUUUAAACGUUUAGGAAUAUUGUCUGAGGAUGGUCGUUGCAAGUGUUUCGACGAAGAUGCAGAUGGUUAUGUGCGCAGCGAAGCCGUAGUUGUUGCAUUUCUGCAAAAAGGAAAAAAUGCUAAAAGAAUCUAUGCAACAGUUAUCCACGCGAAAACAAAUUGCGAUGGUUAUAAGGAACAGGGAAUAACAUUUCCUUCUAGCCAAAUUCAGAGUACUCUUUUCAAAGAAUUCUACGAUGAAUGCGGUGUACCAACAGCUAGUAUACCUUACAUCGAAGCUCAUGGUACAGGAACUAAAGUCGGUGAUCCUGAAGAAAUAAAUGCUAUAGAUCAGAUUUUCACGAAAAACAGAACAAAUCCUCUUAAAGUUGGUUCCAUCAAAUCAAAUUUGGGUCAUACCGAACCAGCCAGUGGAAUGUGCUCCAUUGCUAAGGCGAUAAUAUCGAUGGAGUUAGGCCUAAUACCCCCAAAUAUCAAUCUUAAUCAACUACGCCAGGACGUAAAAGCUUUUACAGAAAGGAGAAUCAUGGUUGUUACCGAAACGUCUCCGCUUGAUGGGGAAUACAUAGCCAUUAACUCUUUUGGCUUUGGUGGUGCUAAUGCUCACAUUUUACUUAAAUCAAAUCCAAAAAGAAAGGUCAGUAAAGGAUUCCCAGAUGACGAUUUGCCAAGACUCGUAACUGUUUCUGGACGUACUGAAGAAGCAGUAGUAACCUUAUUAAAUGAUAUCGAUAAUCGACCCAUAGACGUCGAAUUUAUUCGUCUCCUUCAUGAUGUUUAUCUCAAAGGAACAACAGGUCAUUUAUAUCGGGGAUACACGAUAAUCAGUUCUAAAUCGUCUGACGAAAAGCUGAGAGAGAUUGAAAAUUAUUCUGGUAUAAAAAAACCAAUAGUGUUUGUUUUUUCUGAAAUGGGAUCGCAUUGGUCUGGAAUGGCUCAAAGUCUAAUGAGAUUCACUAUAUUUGCUAAAGCUAUAGAGAAGUGCGAUUCUGUAUUAAAGCAAUGUAAUUUGAAUAUUUAUAAAAUUUUAACUGAAAAAGAUAAUACCAUGUUCGAUAAUAUCUUGCACUCGAUCAUCGGAACUGCUGCGGUUCAGAUCGGCUUGGUAGAUCUUUUAACUUCCGUAGGUGUAGUACCAGACUACAUCAUCGGAUAUUCCAUUGGUGAACUUGGUUGCGCCUACGCAGAUGGAUGUUUUACAGCAGAGGAAAUGAUAUUAGCAGCAUAUUCGCGAGGAAUGGCCUUGAUAGAAACAAAAAUAUCUCAUGGUUCUAUGGCAACGGUAGAGCUUUCUUAUAAAGACCUGAAGAAUUUCUGUCCUGCUGAUAUCGACAUCGCAUGUCACAAUGGAACUAAAAGUACAACUGUUAGCGGACCGACAGAUUCUGUGAAGAAAUUCGUUAAAAAAUUACAGGAAACUGAAGUUAUCGUGGAAGAGGUACCGUGCAAUAAUAUACCUUAUCAUAGCCGUUAUAUCGCACCAGUUGGAUCGAAACUUUUUGUAUAUUUAAAAAAAGUGAUACCAGCAGCGAAGCCACGAAGUAACAAAUGGCUCAGUACAUCGGUGCCACGAAAAGCGUGGUCGACAUCAGUCGCAAAAUUCUCGUCAGCUGAGUAUCAUACCAAUAACAUGUUGAAACCAGUACUAUUUGAGGAAACAUUAGCUCUGAUUCCCGACAAUGUUGUGACGAUUGAAAUUGGAUUGCAAAAUCUACUACAAGAGACUUUAAGAAAAUCAUUGCAACCAACCGAAAGGAAUAUUGCAUUAAAUCAUCUAAGAGAUAAAGAUAACGUGGUCAUUUUUCUACAAGCAUUAGGGAAGCUUUAUAACAGCGGUAUACAGCUUGAUCUUGCUAAAUUAUAUCCACACGUAGAAUAUCCAGUCAGUCGAGGUACUCCAAUGAUAUCCCCACUCAUUAGAUGGAAACAUUCAGACGACUGGUUUGUAACAGAUUUCAAAAGACAAGAGAGAAUUGAUUCUGGCGAACAAAUAUUUGAAAUAUCGAUCGAUUACGAGGAAUUUCAGUAUGUUAGUGGUCACGUGAUCGAUGGCAGAAAUUUGUUUCCAGCGACAGGAUAUUUAUGUUUGGUUUGGCAAACUUUCGGCAUGAUGAUAGGACAAUUGUACACGGAACUAUCUAUUGUCAUUGAAAAUGUAAAGUUUAAUCGAGCUAACACGAUUCCGAAAGAAGGCAAACUUGUAAUGAUCGUCAUGAUUCAAAAAGGCAGUGGUAAUUUCGAAGUAGUCGAAGGAGGUCUUGCUAUUGUUACUGGAUCGAUUCGUGUUGCAACAAACUUGUUGAAAGAGAAAAUACCCCUUGAUCUGAUAAAAGCAAAUAUUGACAGUGAGGAGGAAGAAUUAGAUGCGAAAGAUAUCUAUAAAGAGCUGAAACUACGUGGUUACCAAUAUAGCGGUCUCUUUCGAAGUUUAAACAGUGCCUCAGUUUCGGGAAAAAAAGGACAUGUCGAAUGGAAAAAUAAUUGGGUAGCGUUCCUGGAUAACAUAUUGCAGAUGAAAAUUCUCGCUAUAGAUACCCGAGGUUUAUUCGUACCGACUGGAAUUCGAAAAUUGAUAAUAGACACUAAAGCUCAUCAACGAUAUCUGCAAAGUUUGACAACCAAUAAAAAAUAUGUACCUGUACAAUUACUUGAGCAAAUUAAUGUGAUUGUAACAGAGGGUGUGGAAAUUCAUAAUAUUAGGGCCAGUGAGAUUGCUCGGAAGAAACCUGUCAGUGAUCCAAUUAUCGAAGAACAUAAAUUCAUUGCUUAUCGUGACAGAAGGGAAAUGUCAUUACGAGAAAUAUUAACGUUAUCAAUGCAUAUUACUCUUGAGAAUAUACCAAUGACGAAAGUGAAAACAAUAGAACUCAUUGAGGAUAAUGACAAUAUACCAACGAAGAAACUUGUUUCUCCAUUAUUGAGAGACAUUCUAGCCAAUUUACCUUUGAUCCAAGCAAGCAUUAAAUUAUAUGCACCACCAAAGAAAUUUGACGAAGAAGACAACAUUCUUAAAAAUGUUGAAAUAUUAGAAUCGAAGGAAGUACGAACAGAUGAUAUAGCGGUAUUAGCAGUUGGAUGUCGUUUAUUAAACAAUGAAAAAAAAGACAGUUUAAAACAACUUUUAAAAUCUACAAAAGAUGGAGCUUUUCUUUUAUCGCGCGAAAAGGAAAAUAUACCAUUGGACUAUUCUAUUCUGAAGGAAUUUCGAUUAGGUAUAGUUUUGGAGAAACGUACUUCCGAGGAAUCGUGGAUAUUGUUAAGGAAGAUCGAGAAAAUUUCGAAAAAUAUUCUAUUUAUUAAUGUUAGGAGCAAUGAAUUUAACUGGUUGAAAGAAGUACAACAUGUGCUUGCCAAUGAAACACAAGAAGAUAACAAGAGAGUAAUACUUGUUGAGGAAGGAAACUUUGAAUCUGGUCUCUUAGGAUUCAUUAAUUGCUUACAGAAAGAACCUGGAGGCCAAAUCUUUCGAGCUGUUUUAAUUCAGGAUCUUAAAGCCCCGAAAUUUUCUUUAGAAUUGUCCCUUUAUUCGGAACAACUCGAAACCGAUCUUGUCAUCAAUGUUUUACGACCAGGAAACGUAUGGGGAUCAUAUAGACAUCAACUACUUCCAUCCCGUGAACCAAAGCUUAUGUAUCAUGCCUUCGUUAAUCAGUUGUCACGCGGAGAUUUAAAUUCAUUAUAUUGGCUCGAAGGACCAAUUACGAAGGACUAUCAAAAGGAAGAUCUUGUUCGCAUUCAUUAUGCAUCGUUGAACUUUAAAGACGUGAUGAUAGCAACAGGUAAAAUAGGAUUAGGUGUGUUUCAACAGGACAGAAAAGAUGGUGACUGUGUACUUGGAUUUGAAUAUAGUGGAAUCAGUAUUGGUGGUCGACGUAUUAUGGGACUUAAUCCAAACAAAUGCUUAUCAAAUCUUUGCCAAAUGGACGACGUUUUUUCUUGGACCGUACCUGAAAAUUGGAGUUUGGAAGAUGCAACGACAGUUCCAUGCAUAUAUGUCACAUGUAUUGGUGCGCUUUAUAUUAACGGAGAAAUGAAAAAGGGUGAUAAAAUACUUAUCCACUCUGGUGCUGGUGGUGUUGGCCAAGCUGCGAUUACCUUAGCUCUUCACGAAGGCUGUGAAGUAUUUACUACCGUUGGUACACCAGAAAAACGUAAAUUUAUUAAAGAAACAUUUCUCAGUAUCGAUGAUAAUCAUAUUGGAAAUUCUCGAGAUACUAGCUUCGAACAAAUGAUUUUGCAAGAAACCGACGGUAGAGGUGUAGAUAUAGUUCUAAAUUCUUUAGCGGAAGAAAAACUUCAGGCAUCUCUGCGUUGCUUAGCUCAUGGAGGGAGAUUUUUAGAAAUCGGAAAGUUUGACUUAGCCGCAGAUAAUCCGUUAGACAUCGAUAUCUUUUCGAAGGAGAUCAGUUUUCACGCUGUAAUGUUAGAUCAAAUUAUAAUUACCAACGAUGGAAUCAGAAAUGAAAUAAGUUCAAAAGUAAACAAACUCCUUAAGGAAAAUGCAAUCAAACCGAUUGUAAGAACAAUCUUCGGCAAAGAUCAAAUAGAGAAAGCUUUUAGAUUCAUGGCUGCUGGUAAACAUAUUGGAAAAGUACUAAUAAAGAUACGCGAAGAGAAUGAACAACUGAAUACUCCCAUCUUGGCUGAACCUUAUUAUAGAUGUUUCCCGAACAAAAGUUAUAUAAUUAUUGGCGGCUUGGGUGGCUUUGGUUUAGAAUUAAUCGAUUGGUUGGUUCUUCGAAAUGCUAAAAAUAUUGUCAUUACUUCGCGAAACGGCAUAAAGAAUGGUUAUCAACAAAUGAGAAUUAAGACAUGGGAAUCAUACGGCGUGAAUAUUAAGAUCCUUGUCGGUCUCGAUGCGGCUAAACAAGAAGAUUGCGAGCUUAUAGUAAAAUCAGCAAUAGAUAAAGGUCCCGUCGAUGGUAUAUUUAACCUCGCGGUUUCUUUGAAGGACAGUAUUUGUCGUAACCAAACAAUGAAAACUUUUGAAGAAUGUUUCAAGGGAAAGGCCUGGGCAACGAAACAUUUGGACGAAGUCACUAGAAAGCUUUGUCCAGAUCUUCGGCACUUCGUAGUUUUCUCUUCCGUCUCGUGCGGAAGAGGAAAUGCUGGCCAAACGAAUUAUGGUAUGGCUAAUUCCGUUAUGGAAAGAAUAUGUGAAAAGAGAGUAGAAGAAGGUUUGCCUGGAUUAGCUAUUCAAUGGGGAGCGAUUGGAGACGUCGGUCUUGUCGCGGACAUGCAGGAUAACGAUAAAGAACUUGUUAUUGGCGGUACUCUACAGCAAAAAAUAACAUCAUGUUUAGAAGAAAUGAAUCGAUUUUUGGUACAGGAUAAACCUAUAGUUGCUAGUAUGAUAGUCGCUGAAAAACGAUUAGAUGGCGAUUGUGUGGACAAUGUCAUAAAUGCUGUCUUAAAAAUUAUGUGUAUUAAAGACUUGAAGAGUAUCAAUCAAGAAACUUCCUUGGCUGAACUUGGAAUGGAUUCUAUGAUGGGUGUGGAAAUAAAACAAACUUUAGAGCGCGAGUAUGAAAUAUAUCUCAACGCGGAAGAUAUUCGCAACUUAAACUUUGCCAAACUUGUGGAAAUAAAUAAUAAGCAGACAGGUGAUAGUAAUUCUAUUGAAAUUGCAACCGAGAAAAUAUUAUUUGGUACAAAAGUAUUAACGCAAUUGUUCGGCGAAAAACUUUCCACCGAAGAAAUUAUUUCCCUUAAAACUAAUCCAGAGGAAGGUCGGGGCGAGAUAUUCUUCAUUCCAGGUAUUGAAGGCUAUGGUAUCAUUUUCAAAACAUUAGAAUCGAAAAUCAAGUCGCCAGCAACAUGUUUCCAACUAGGGACAAAUUAUGAAUUAAAAACUAUAGAAGAAAUGGCCCUUUCAUUUCUACCGCAUAUAAUAGAGAAACUUAAAGAUCGAGAACAUUUUACUUUAGUGGGAUACUCAUUCGGAUCGCUCAUAACAAUUGAACUCACACGACAAUUAGAAGCCAAAGGAUUUAAAGGCCGGCUAAUUUUGAUAGACGGUGCUCCUGAACUAAUGAAAGAACUUGUAAACCAACAGUUACAAUCGUCAUCGGAGGAAGAGCUACAAAACAAUAUUUUUAUUUUAUUGGCGAAAACAUUAACAUCUAUUAAUAUUGAACAGCUUGUAAUUAAAUUAGGAAAAUUCAAAUCGUGGGAUGAGAAAAUAAAUGCAUUCUUUAAUGUAUUGCCUACCGAACAUAAGCGAUUAUAUUUGGAACGGGAUCAAAAAAACGCCAUCUUGUCAUUUUAUGUGAGACUGCAAGCAUGCAUGAAAUAUAAUCCAGAACCAAUACCAUAUAUAAGAACACCAAUCAUAUUGUUUAAAGCGAUAUUAUCGUCUGUAAAACAUAUCUCGUAUGAUUAUGGACUACAAAAAAUAACUGACGGUAAAGUAGAAGUACGUCUUAUUGACGGCAAUCAUGCCACGAUGUUAGAGAACAGUGAAAUUGCAAUAGCGAUUAAUUGUGAAUCGCUUAAGCAGAAUUAAUAAAAAUUAAAUGAUAUAAAGUAAUAUAUAUUUACAUAUACAUUUGCUUCUCGUUUAGUUUCAUUCGCAGAAGUAAUAAAAAUUAACUUCGUCAAUACUUUUUACUUAUAUAGUUAAUCCACUAAUAGGAUAUUGCGACACAAACAAUGCGUAAUUUUACAUUAUUAUUAUAAACUUGAUCUUAUUCAGUUUUUUUAUUUCAGAUUACUUGCGUAUUUUUACUUUG